Messenger RNA from Physcomitrium patens, 3004 nucleotides. RefSeq names its product UDP-sugar pyrophosphorylase. The record is from RefSeq and is a predicted model, not a curated record. Gene Ontology annotation, biological process: UDP-N-acetylglucosamine biosynthetic process. Gene Ontology annotation, molecular function: UDP-N-acetylglucosamine diphosphorylase activity. Lineage: Eukaryota; Viridiplantae; Streptophyta; Bryopsida; Funariales; Funariaceae.
CGGGAUUGAAUUGACUCGGCCAAUUGAAGCUCAAUGUCUCUCGAGUGAGUCCAUAAGGGAAGUAGAAAUUGUAGUGUCUCUCCAGUGAAGACUGCUUGGGGGACUGUGCUUUGCAAAGCGGUUUUGCGAAUGGGGCUGAUGAAUAAAACACUCCGUCGUGUACACUUUGCGGGUCAGUGGAACUCCGUGGGGGACGAAUCGAGUCGCGGAGCGUCACGCAUAGCGAAGCCCAUUCAAGCGUUCAAGUGUUUCACUAAUCCAGGUUCAAGGCUCAAACUGACUACGGAUUCUUGAGGAUUUGUACCCUUUGGGAUCAUGUUGCUGCUCACUGACCGCUGGAGCUUUUCCUCAGCGAUACCUUCGGACGCAACUUCAAAGCAGAGUUGCUGUCUGCCUUCGAUGUGCUCCUCUCGCACUAUGCUGUCUAUCUCCUCCUUCUUUUUGGACGGAAUAGAGGCAGUUUAGCCAAGAGUUUCGGAUUUUUGUGGCUGUUUCUCGAGUGGUGGCAAGGGUUUCGAAGAGACGAGGCUUGUUGGAGGCGAGAGUCGGGGCUCUGCCUGGUCUUCAUCCAGGUUCUGCCAUGCUGACGGAGGACGAGAGAGGUUCCAUUGAAGAAAGUCAUCUGAACAGCACGCCUGGGCCGACGCCGAGAAGACGAACCACCUUGAAUAGACGCUCCGUUCGGACGCUGCUUCGGGAGGGACAGAGUCAUUUGUUUGAGCAUUGGCCGCCUCCUGGUGAGCAUGAUGAUGACAAGCGCCGCUUCUCUGAGCAGGUCGAAAAAUUCAGUGAAAGGUACCCUGGUGGCUUAGCAGCUUACGUCCGAAGAGCGAAGACACUCCAGGAAUACGUGGGAUCCAACCAACGCCAUAAGGAGUUUGAAGGUUGCACUCCAUCUAUUGCAGAGGGAGUGAUAUUAAAGUAUGGAAGCCGAAAGUACGUGGAAUAUGAGGAAGCUGGUCUGAAAGAGUUCGCACGAGUUGCUUUUGUUCUGGUGGCUGGAGGAUCGGCAGAACGACUCAAUCGUGGGAAUGAGAUCAAGCUCGAGUUGCCGACAGAGUCUGCCACAGGGAUCUGCUUUUUAGAGCUCUACAUCAAGAGUAUUUUGGCAAUUCAACAUAGUGCGAAAAAGAGGUUGGCUUUCAAGGCAGCAAAAAUACCGUUUGUGAUUAUGAGCUCCGACUAUACUCACUCAAGAAUCAAAAAAUUGUUAACGACGAAUGACUGCUUCGGCAUGUGUCCUGAUCAAAUUUAUCUGUUGAAGCAGGAGAAUACUGCCCCCUGUCUCAACCGAAAAACAGCCAACCUCUUGCUCUCCUCCAAUGAUCCUUAUCUCAUCAAGACAAUGCCUGGUGGCAGUGGUGAAGUACACGCUAUACUCUUUUCCAGCGGCUUGCUUCAGACAUGGAAAAAAGAAGGUCGAAACUGGGUGGUUAUUUUUGAGGAAGGAAAUGGCCUGACUUUCAAAGCAACACCAGCACUACUAGGAGCAAGUAUGCUCUGCGACUUUGACGUCAACCUCCUUGCCUCCGCUCGGAAGGGAGAAUCCCCGGGGGCUGGAAUUGUUCAAUUCAGCAACAAAUCUGGAUCUAGGAUGGUGGCAAAUAUUGACUGCAUACAUCAAGUGCUUUCCUCGAUGGGACACCGCCACAUGGAUUUGAAUGAUUUUACAACUGCACAUUCGCCGUUCCCGACUGGAUUGGAUCAGAUGGUCUUGAAGCCAGGGCCGUACUUGGACGAGCUCACUAAUACCCAAGGCAGAGACAUGCCCACAGUCCUCCCACUACUGGAAGAGGGAGGAUAUGAUGUGAUGCUCGAAGCGCAAUGAGGUUGGAGACCAGGAUGCAAGACUACACAAGAAAUCUGAAACCGUCAGCUAAAGUUGGGUUCACUACAAUGGACGAAUGGCUCAUCUAUGCUCCACUUAAAAACAGCGCCCCGUCUGCAGCGAAGGUAGGAGCGUACGUUGAAGGUGGCAUGGAGAUUGACUUCGGCCACGCCCAGAAAGUUCAAAUGUGGCCACGCAUUGUGUGGCACCCAGGUUGGGCUCUUACAAGCUCCGAUGUGCUGAAGAAGAUGUUGUAUGAGAAGGAGAGGAGCUCCAUCACACUCGCAUCCUCUCUCGUGCUUUCAGCGCCAGACAUAGUCAUAGAAAACUUGCAGUUGGACGGCACACUUUUCGUGCACACCGUUCCUGGAGUAAUUGUAACACUCAGGAACCUGCGUGUCAAGAACGAGGGGUGGAGAUAUGUAUGGGUUGACGAUCAUAAAGAGGAAGAUGAUUCCAAAGCUGCAAAAGUACGCAAUUACAAGAUAGAAAACGUUGGAGAGACCAAUUUGUUGUUUGAUAAGGCGGGCCCAUGUUGCGUUGAAAACAUCAAAUUUGACAGCUCAUUGACAUCUUGCAAGCUAAGAAACCUUAAGUUACAAACAUCAGACUGACCCAGUGCAACAGAUGGCGUCUGAAACUUGGAGCAGGAUGCAAGAUUGGCUAAUGAUAGAAUUGUCAGGUAAACGCCAAAUGCUCUCAUACUUCGGCUGGAGAAUUAUUUGUGAAAGCUGUGUCAACUCCUACUAUGAACCCCAGAAUUACUCUUGAUGAACACUUUGGACAUGGCCAUGUUUUCAAUCUUGUUUAUAGACAGGUUUAAGGUAAAAUGUGGAAGUAUGUUGGCAAAUGAAACAAAUGAUUCCUUUGUGGACUCAAGUUUUGAAUUACAUGGUUGUACUGCAUUGGAAUGUGCCUCGCCUGCCGCAUUUACGUACUCAAGAUUGGGAUUGGCAAUCAAUUUGUGACCUUGUAGCGGAGCAGAACUUAGGUGUCGUCAAGAUGGAUAAAAUAGAUUAGAUCUUUUUGUAUGGUAUUACAAAUAUAAGAAAUACAAUAUAUAAGUUUUUAGUUAAUCGUUUGGAUCUGUCAUUUAUUCAUUUUGCUAUUAAAGUUUUAUGAUACAUGUGAAAACAUUUAUUAGAAAGCAUUCUAAGAAGUUGUUUAUUCAUGAUU